Molecule: messenger RNA, 13424 nt
Organism: Porites evermanni
Lineage: Eukaryota; Metazoa; Cnidaria; Anthozoa; Scleractinia; Poritidae
Source: the annotation of a GenBank genome assembly
AUGAUUGACAAAGAGUAUUUUGUAAACUAUAACAACAGCAGCAACGAGAGCUCUUUUGUUGUGUCUUCACCAAGCUGCUUUUUUCUCGAUCCACUAAACGAGUACGAACCAGGAGGACUUCUUUACGUUGAAAGUGUUAUAACAACAGUAAUAAAUUUGGUCGGCGCUAUCAUCGCCGUUUGGGGCAAUGGUAUCAUCCUCUUGACUUUCUGGAAAUCGAGUCAACUACGAUCACAAUCCCAUCUGUUUCUAUGGUGCCUUGCGUUUGCAGAUUUUCUCACCGGGCUGAUAGCACAGCCCUUUUAUGGGGCUUACAAGAUAGCUUUACUGUCCGGGCAUGCCUCCUCCUCUUGUGUGUAUAGAGUGAUUCUUGAAACGGUUGCGUGGUUUUCAGCGGCACUAUCAUGUGCGUUAGUUUCAUCUAUCGUAGGUGACCGGUACCUGGCAUUGCAUUUUCACCUUAGAUACCAUGUCGUGGUUACGACAAAAAAGGUCGCCUUUCAUAUUAUGUAUUUAGUAAUCACAAUGGCGAUAUUAAGCCUAUCUAGAUUCGCCACAACUACUGUCACACCAUUUCUCUAUGUGAACAUUCUUGGAUUAUUAAAUGGCUUUUUUAUGUUGUUAAUCUGUUACUGGAAAAUCUUCAAACAAGUUCUUCGGCAUUUUCGGAAAAUACAAGACCAAGCUUUUACAGAGAGUCAGACUAUAGAUAUGCAAAGAUUCAAGAAAUCUGUGAUAAAUAUGGCAUACGUAGCCUUUUUGUACAUGAUUUCUUACAUGCCUUUUACAUGCGUUCUUUUCGUCUAUUUAUCUUGCGGUUUCACCAGAAAUGUCGAGGUUGCUUUUGAUAUAACUCGUACCAUGGCCUUCAUGAAUUCAUCUUGGAAUCCUUUUAUUUACUUCUGGAGAGUGGAAGAGUUGAGAGAGGCUGUCAGGAAAACUUUGAGGUGGGCACAUUGACUGAACAAACCGAGAAUGUGAAUAUUCCAUUGAAAGGAAACAUGAUUACACAUGUACACACGGGCUAAAUAUUUUAACCUGGUGCUUUGAUUGAUAAACAUUUUAUUUAAUAAAGCAUUUUUUAGCAGGAAAAAUGUAAACUCAAAAAGAAAUUCGCUUUUAACAUGGUGUCAUAUUUUUGUCAUUACUACUGCGGGGCAUUUGAAAGUAAUGUCUAAUAACCAUAUAAAACGACUCAGCGGAAGUCUUCGUUCGGAUCGACUGGACGAUUGCAUAAUAAAAGUGAAUCGAAAUAUUUACAAUUUUUACCUCAUAACGAUAUGAUUAUCAAUAUCUGAUCAAACUAUGAAAUAGUCCUUACGGAAAUUAAAACAUCAUAGUGAAAUACGCGGCUAUCUCUAAACAUUUUAACAAAAUAUACCACAUACCGACAUACCUUGCAGAAUCUUGUUUUAAUCUCAAAUUUUUUCGAAGUACUCGUGGCUCUUUCUGAGUUUUUGCACCCUGGAACUGUAUAGUUUUCGAUAACAAAGUUAACGGCUGGUUAAAAUUUUUAAUUUAACUUGCAUAUGCCAAAACGCUGCGCCUUGCGUGAGGUAAACCAGUUCUAUGCUAACCAAACCAAAAUAUCAACAAUGGCCUCACAAUGAAUUCGCCUAUAGAGCUUCAGUCGCUUGAAAAACAAAUUGAUAUUUCUUAACCCCGAGCAAGUCUCUCAACGAUAAUCUCGCUUUGCGUAGUUAGCGCAAAAAAAAUUCAAUUUGUACCUUUAUUUUUAUUUAGUAUGCACUGGAGGGGCUCUUUUGAAAAUGCUAGAACACCUGCACCACUUAUUAAAAAAAUGGAUGUUCGGAGAAUGGGUACAAGCUGUCGGUGUAAAGGCUUCUGGGGCCAUUUUUGUUGAUGGUAUCCAACAUAUUAAUCUAACUCGCCCGACCCAAAAGAAAUCUUUGGGCCAAAAGCUUGUAGACUAUUCGCCACUCCAUAUUUUUAAAGGGAGAAUAAACUCCUUAUACAAUUUCAGGAGCCCUGACAAUGUACAUAAAUCCAAGCAAUUCAAUAUGGCGUAUAUAUUUAGACAAGCAUGACUCGAAGUUACACCUAAAGACAAUCCCUUUACUUAUUUAUUUGUUUAUUUAUUUGAUUUUUGUAACUCACAUAACAAAACAAUAAAACGUUACAAAAAAGGUUAAUCAAAAUAUAUUAAGUUCAUUAAAUGAGACAUGGAAGCCUAAGGAAGCUGGGAACUUAUAUUAAUAGGCUUCCUUAAGCGAGAUUACUAAUGACUUACUUGAGUGAGAGUGUACAGAAAACAUAAAACUUAAGCGAUAGAAUUUUCCUUGUGGAAUCCGGAAUGCGGGAAAAUUUGGCUUAUGGAAUCCGGAAUCCCACUAACGAUUGGAAUCCAGAAUCCAAGUUCUAUUGACAAAGACUAUGCAAUCCGGGAACCUGGAAUCCGCACUCCACAGCUUGGAAUCCAGAAUCCAAGACUCUCCUGAAUUACGUUACAUGGGGCGAUAAAUAACCUGUACGUUAGUAUUUACGUCUGUACAUAUUAUAUACAACCUUGUGUAAUCAGUUGUAUCAUGUAUCAUGAUUCAUCAUAACCCUGCGUAGCAUAUCGAAACUGAUUUUAUACAGUAAUGUAAUAUCAGGACUCAAAGUUAACGACUAACUGGUCGCAUAUGGGACUGGAUUUUUGGUUGUGCGCCUAAAAAAAUCUUGUGAAAUCGCACCUGUGCGCCAUAAAACCCAAAGCACAGUGCGACUGACUUGCUUCCCUGCUUCCUACCUAACCAUACUUACGUACUUGAACUAGUAAGACGUCAAACGGUAGCUUCAAGCAAUGAAAGUAAAAGUAAUGUAUCAAUAACACAACCAGGCACUAAAUAAUAAAGUUACAUUGUUUUCCUUUCAUCUGUGUAUGUUUAAUUCGACCUUUCUCCCAAUGGAUUCCACGAACUCGAAUGUUCAGUUUUACUCCACCCCAGACUCUUUUGUUUUGUAAUAAACGCCACUGACGCAAAUGUGCUACGAACGAAACACGUGCUUCUUGCGCAGUGGACAAUCGUGUCGAACGUUCAGUCCUAAGGUCAAGGGUGUCAAGCAUGUUAAAACAAACAGUGCCAAUUAGGAGCCUUUCUUUCUUCCAAGUGAGAAAGUUUUUAAGUCGUAUCCCGGUUACAUGUAAGUCAUUGCGCAUUUAACAAAUUUAUUAAAGAUUAAGUUUCAUUCUCGUUCGACAUACUCAUUUGUAUAAUGAUGAUUCCUUAUAAUCAGCCGGGGUCUCCGCCUUUAAACACAGAAAGUGAAUCGGCUUCAAAAAAUCCAUUAACAGUUCGCGAAAAAGAGUAUGAGCCAGUAACCAAGGAAAAAAAGGCUCUAGAUUUCAGAUGACCUGGCUGAACUAAUUUGACUGAUUAGAAUGGGACACGGAUAAAGAAUUGAUGGCCUGCAGAUACUGUUAAGCUUUCUCAAUGAAUUCGUCUUCAUCUUCAGCCAAAGGAUGCGAUAAUUUUUAACGCGAGACGCUAACUAAGCACUUGCAGACUGUGAAAAAGAGAAAUUAGUAUUAAAAAACACAACAGUAUUACUGUAUAGCAAGUCGGCUCUCUUUUAUCAGUCACAGGACUGAAAUAAAAGUAAUAAACUAAAGAUGACAUAUAAACGUGGCACUGUUAACCUUUUUACUUUUUCGUUUGAAAUAGAUGCUCCCAACAUUGUAAGCUGUGCUCCUAAAAUUUUCAGCUGUGUGCCUAAAAUUUCGGCAGUGUGCCUAAAAAUUUACAUCUGGUAGCACAAGUGCUCCCAAAGUCAAAUUUAAACUUUGAGCCCUGAAUAUCCGUGCAAAGUUAUCGGUGCGUACUUGUAGUUAUGAACCUUCAGUAGUUUGGUGGUAAGAAAUUAAACACAAGUUGCAACGGAAGUUGAAAUACUGUUGUGGCGCGCAUGUGUCUCCUCAAUACCUCCACACUAUCCCAAUUUCGUACAGCCUCGUGUGCAAGGACGGGGCACUGGUGAGAGAACUCUCCAUUCCCCCCCCCCCGCCUCCCCCCUCCACCAAUGUGGUUCAAGUCCCAGCGGCGUUGACCCCACAUGUGGGUUCUGUUUGUUGUUGGUUCUAUUACCUGAUCUGAGAGUGUCCUCUCCUGUUAAACCCACUCUUUUCUACUUCCAAUUCGAUCCAGAAUAGUAGACGAAGGAACUCUUUUUGUGGAUUAGCUUCUACUAAAGGGUUAGUACACUGUAUUUAUUUUAAAAAGGUUUGGAGUCCUUGUGAUUUCCAUGUAGAAAAUUAUUUCAACACUCACAUGUUGAAACAAAUGUUCACUGUAUACAGAUUUUUUGUAUAAAGUUUUUUUUUAUUAUUUUUCUCAAUUAUUUGUGGUAUCUGAACAUUUUCUGGACGUUGUCUCACCUGUCCAGGUGAACGACGAACAUACGUGGGAAAAAAAUACACGCCAAGAUUUCCUAUAGUCGUUACACUUUUCUUCUCCAGUACGUCGACCGGCCUAAGGGGGGAUAGCGAUUGAGACUUGAAAGACUACAAGUAGAAUAAUCGAAAUGUUAUAUGUCCAAGUAAAUCUCCAUGACCAAUAUACUCACAAUUAGCUGUUUCCUAGCGUUUCAUUUCAUAUCACUGAUUUUAUCCCAGUACUUGAUUCCCUCGCAUUUGCCCGAACGAUAGCUAACGGUGAUCAGUGAAAGAUAGUACCGUCUUGCCCCUCCCCUCCCUCCAUCCUCUCUCCCUCCAGCUGCAUACAUCGCUAUCGUACACAUUCUUGCGAUUUUUUAGCUUCACAAAAUGUUUUAAGGUUUUUAAUCCUUCAUCAAGAAGAGAGGAUAUAGGAGUGCUAUUUCUUAGCUUGACAACCUGCUAACCUCCCUUCUUAGCUCUUGUUUGCACAUAAGAAGUCUUUUAAGGGACUAUGUCAAGCUAUUUGCUAUUAUUUAAGAAACAAAUUCAAAACCAAUGGUACAGUUUUGUUAUUUAAGACCAUAUUUAGGUACUGAAACUAUUUUCUAUCGUCUGUUGUUACGGGUGGCAAGGAUGGAAAUGGAUGCGGGAUUCAGAACACUUGAAAAUGUUGGGCCAAAUUUUUCAAGUUCAGUAAUCUUAUGCUUGUAAAAGACACCAAAAAAAUUAUGGUCAGUGCUCUCUCAUAAAAUUUGUUUGAUAUCAUCUUUUUCUUUGUCCUCGAUCUAACUCUAAAAAAGAUCGUUUUUUUCAUGGUUAAAAGAACUAAACAAAUGCCUUCAGCACAGAAUUGACCCAAAACGACCUAGAACAACAAUAUCCCAGUUGAUGGGCCUUGAUCGUGAAAUAGCUCCUUUUAAAUCUACAUAGAGUCUGUGGAUUGAGACAAAUCAGUACACACAUAGCCAGCUUGCAGGAAAAGUCAACCGAGCAAGGACUAGAGAAAACACAAAAUCAGGUGUUACUUGCACUGUUAUUUAAGCAGCAGGCCAUCCGGUUGUCUAGUAGCGAUUGGACGACUUGUGUCAACUGAGAAGCAACUCUGUUUUAACUGACAGCUGAAAUUACUGAAGUCAACCUUCUGCCCCACACUUUGACGCUUUCUACAAAAGACAGCCAAUGUAGAGCCUGCCUGCCGUUGAACUUGGUUUCGGUGUAUUCAAGUGCAAGCACACACAAAGCCAGCUUCCGCGGAAAGUCAAAGCGACAAGAGAAAACAAUAUCAGGUCAGAGUUAUUUACGCAGCUAGCCAUUCCAGUUGUCCGGUAGCUGACGUCCUGACUAGCUAUCAACUAACAAGGGGACAUUUUUGAACAGACAGCUGACAUUAGAAACAACCUUAAGAACACACCUCGAAUAUUGCAAAACGAAAAAUCACUGCCGAGUAUAAUAACAGUUCAGUGCAGUAACUUAACAGUAAAGAACACUGUUCUGUGUCGACAUGGAUUCACUGAUGAGCAAUCUCGUGCUUUUUCUUCUCACAUGCGGAGGUGUUUGGUCAUUAAGAGGUCAGUCGUUGUUUCAAAGUAAUUUUAAGUAGACCAUUAUAUAACUACAAGUAAAAAGAAAGCUUUCCUUGUAAAUUUUCUAGGCAGACAGUGUCACUUAAACGGUUACUCGUUAUUGGUUACACCUAUCAAACGCUUCUUUAAAAAAAAGUUUCCAAAUAACCAAUAUAAGCAGAAGGCGAUGUGUAGUUGCCGAAACAAAAAAGUAAUGUGAGAUUUGCCUUAUCAUAAACCUUUUUAUCUAUUUUAACUUUAAAAAAAAUCAUUCAUUUCAGAGCCACGCUCGACUUAUGCCGGCCGCCAGCUGUUGGUGGGUUACUGGGGACAAAACGGAGCUGGACCAGCAAAUGGUCCAGCCAACUACGAGAAACCGCUGUUAGAAGUCUGUAGGACUACAAAGUAUGACAUCCUGGCUGUAUCAUUUCUCAUAGUGUUCUUUGAUGCCAGAAACAAAGGUAUUCUUGGUUCACAGCCACGCGACAAGGUGGCCAAGUUGGUGAUCAAUACAAUGGAAUUUUUCUGAAAGAAUUUACGUAAUAAUAGAGUUUAGUUCUCAGAGGAGAGGAACGCUUUUGUUCUUGCAUUGACUACCAAAACGGCCGCCGUUUUAUGUGCUUUUGUUUGUUUUUUCACAAUAAUGAAUUAUUAUUAAUGAAUAAAUGCCAUAAGAAAAAUUGGCAAAUACCGAAAUACCGUGUCCAAAAUCGACGAAAUACGGAUACUGCAUUCAUGAUCGGUCACGCUCAUUUAAAGUUGUAUCCAUCUCGUGUAUUUGUUUAUCAUAAACAUGUGUGACCAGAAAUCAACCUCGGUCAUUGCUUCGAAUUGAUCGGUACAACCAUCGAAAAGCCCGAAAAUUAGACGCAGCAGCAAUUCGAUUGUAGAUUAACUGUCAUUUACCAUUAGAAAAUAGAUCUAAAGAUUUUAAAACUUCUGAAUCCGUAAACUUUUAUUUAUUGUACUGACCUGUUAAAGACAGGAGAGCGCGAAUCAACGGUACCGCAAUAUCGUGAAGGAUCUUCUUUUGCCCAGUACCGAUACCCAAAAAGAUGAAAACCCGCAUACCCCAGGGCUAGAUGAAACCGAAAUCAGUGGCGUAUACCGUAAACCCCAAUGUCCCCCUCCUUAAGAUAAAAGACUUUAAUUUGGUUGUUUUCUCAUUCUCAAGGAAUGCCUGCACUUAACUUUGCCUACCACUGCGAGACUCCAGUUUCGGUAGAGUAUCCAUUUCUUCUUCGAUGCCCUAAAAUAGAGGAAGGAAUAAAGGAAUGUCAGAGGCGAGGAAAGAAAGUUAUUAUGUCUAUUGGAGGAGCCACGGGAGACGGAACUCUACCCGAUCCUGAUGAGGCCAGAGAGUUUGCCAAAACGCUGUACAACCUUUUCCUUGGAGGGAGUCUAUAUAAAGAUAUUCGCCCAUUCGGAAGGUACUUUCCUUUAAACUAUUAAAUAAACUUGCGAGGAAAACAAAUUUUAGGAAUGGACGACAAACCGUUUAAGCCUCUUGAUUUUACAUGCCCACACUGAACAUUUUCACUAGGGUCGGCCAUUGACAGAGAAAAAAAAUUUUUGCUUUCAAAAGGAAAAUUUAUUUUACUCUUGUCGAUCGUUGUGUGGUUACUUUUACUUUCUUUUAUUUUCAUUCCCAGUGCUGUGAUGGAUGGUAUUGAUUUGGAUAUCGAAGGUGGAGAUUAUAAAUACUAUCCCGAGUUUAUAACUGAAUUGCGCAAGCUCAUGGAUGAUGAUCAAACAAAGAGCUAUUUGAUCACGGGCGCACCUCAGUGCCCAUUCCCAGACCACCACUUGGGACCGGUGAAACCUGGCACUGGUAAGCAGCGCUGCAUAUAGUGGGUGUUUUUCGGAAACCUUGAUGGAAAGAUUCAUUGACAAAAGUUCUAAUUGUUCCUCUCUGUCUAUCUGAAAUUCAGGAUGGCGGCAAAGAUAUCGCCUAAUCGGCGAGUCGUUAAGAAAAUUCUUCAUAAAAACACGGGGAAAAGUUCCAGAGGGAAAGAGGGACUAACUUUCCACUUAUUCCAGGAAAUUUUCCAGUGAAACGGCAGAAAAAAAAGCGUGUUUCAUUUACAUUCCAACCUUAAUUACGGGAAUUUCUUGGAAAGCGCCCCAUGAUAACUUUUUCAUAAAAAGCUUUUCGAUGUCAUUUACACAAAGGCUUGCUGUCAUUUUUUUCCAUCAAUUAGCUUUAAGACCUUUUUGUAUUCCUUCCACAUCAAAUGGACUUAUUAUUGUUGAUCACUAUCAAUCUAUUUAGUAUUCUAUGAAAUACGUACGCUUGAAGCAAUCUAUUCUUUAAGCUUUGAGGCAGGUUGUGUGUCAAACCAAAAUGGAGGCCGAGAGGACCGAGGUCACACGGUUUCGGUCCAUAUUAUGUGAUGACGCCAUCACAUUUAGGGCUUUUACAAAAGAAAACUAGCCUCCUAAAAACAAAAUGUAGCGAGCCCAUUACAGACCCCAAGAAACAAAUCGACAGAUUGGUGGAACACAACUCUGAACUCUAUCUGCCUAAGGCAGUUGUUACCAACGUUGCCCUUAAUCACUCCUCCCGGUCGUGGACAAGCUUGACGCUGAACUCGCCAUUGAAGAGCUUUGCAAGACCUUAGACGCUCUCUUAAACAGGAAAGCUCCUGGCAACCAAGCAACGAGGUUAUCAAGUCCGGCAAGUGUGCCCUCGUUGAGCCCCUUCACGAGCUGCUCUGUCUGCUGGAAGGACGGCGCUGUCCCACAAGACAUGCGUGCGCCACCAUAACCACGUUCUACAAGAACAAAGGUGACCGCUCGAACUCCAACAACUAUCGUGGCAGCUCUCUCAUGAGCUAGCAUUGUCGGCAAAGUCAUCGCCCGCGUGUUCCUCACUAGACUACAAGCACUGGGUCGGACCGCGUCUGUCCUGUGUCCCAGUUUGGCUUCAGGGCGGAGAUUACCACCACGGACAUGAUUUUUACUGUGCACCAGUUACAGGAGAAGUCACGAAAACAGGGCAAGCCGCUCUAUCCAGCCUUUAUUUAGCUGAUCAAGGCGUUUGACCUCGUGAGCAGAAAGGGAAUAUUCCAGUUUCCCAAGCUCCUAGGCAUCAUCGUCUCCUACCAAGAAAACAUGACGGGUACCAUGUCCUUUGAAGGAAUGGGCUGAGUCUUAGCCACGACACACUCUUUGGAAUCUUCUUCUCUCUCCUUCUGUCCUAUACCUUUCACGCCUCAGUGUGACCUCCAUAUCCGGACCGAAACUCUUCAACGUAAGCCGCCUCUGUACCAAGACCAACUUCAAAACUGUACUUUGGCGUGACAUGAUCUUCGAUGAUGAUGCUACCUUCACACCACAAUCCGCAGCAUUGCACAGACAUAUCAACGAUUCGCCAGCGCAUAUGAAAUCUUUGGCCUCACAAUCAGUGUCAAGGAAACCAAUGUGAGUGCCCAAGGUGUCAGCCAUCGUCUGAAAUCAAAAUCGGCGACCAUUCUCUCCAGGUCGUCGACGAAUUCACCUACCUCGGUUCCAGCGUCUCUGUGAACUGUAGCCUUCACUUAGAAAUCUCCCGUAGAAUUGGAAAAGCCACAGGCACCAUGUCCAAAUCGACCAAGAGAGCCUGUGAAUAGAAAUAUUAGAAUGAAAGCACCUAAAUGCACAUCUUCCAAGCAUGCGUACUCAGCACGUUAUUCUACGGCAGAGAAAGUUGGAUUACAAGGUACACCGCUUGAACUCUUUCCAUCUGCAAUGCCUCAGAUGCAUCCUCAGUGUCAAGUGUCAACGCAUCACCGACAGUGAGAUACUGGCACAUGCUGGAGUCCCCAGCAUGUACUCCCUAGUCAGUCAGCACAGCCUGAGAUGGAUCGGGUAUGUUAAUUCAUUGCAUGGAUGAUGGACGCAUUUCCACUAAUGACGUUCUAUACGGUCAAUUGAGGACAGGGGUCAGGAACGUCGGGGUGCCCCACUCUGCGGUUCAAGGAAGCAAGCAAACAUGACCUCAAAGCAUGAGAAAUUUAUCCAAACAAUUGGACAGAUGCUGCGUGAUCGUGCCUGCUGGAGAUGGAAAGUGAAAGAAGUAAUCGAAAGAACCGACGUGAAAGGUCACCAGAAAGCUGAGGAGCGCGAUUGCCGCAAAAACAGCUCCACCACGUUUUUCUCCAAGACCGAGACUCGCGGAAUGGUAUAUACAGCCACACCAGACGUUGCAGCACCACCAGAGAUUGACAAGGGCGCACAAGCUAUGUCUCUCGAGACUUCGCCUGCCAAUGAUGAUGAUGAUCAUGAUGAUGUCAUCUAGAAAAUCAGAUGUUGUCAAAGUUCAAGAACUAGUUCAUCUUUAAAAAUGAUUGCUUGACAUCAGAGAUUAAUUAUAUGACAUAGUGUGCUAAGAAUUUAACGGAAAUACGUGAAAGGGUUUAUUUCUUCCUUCUUCCCUAUUUAUUUGUUCUGUUUUGUAUUCAGAUUUCUUGGGGUAUUUAUCAAAAAAUGACGUUUCUCCUGCAUUUUCGCACUUGCCUAUUCUACUAUGAUAAAAAAUAAUCUUACUUUUCAAAGUACAAUUUCUUGGAGGCUUAAAUUCUAAACGCGUAAUCCUUAUUCGUUACUUACAGGUUUGGAGGAAGCAGGACAAUACGUGGAUCAUCUUUAUAUACAAUUCUACAACAACUACUGUCACACUGGCGCUGGACAAUGGUUCAUGGACACUUUGAACAAAUGGCUGGCUUUUGCAGAACGGAUGAAGCCGAGGGGACCACUUAUAUUUAUUGGUUUCCCUGCGGACACCAAAGGAGCAAGUGGAGCGCAAUUUUACAGGCCACCUGGAGAGCUGCGUAGCCUGUAUCAGGUACGAGGAGGGUUGUUUGAGUUCUUUCUAUUCCUGGCCCCGGUUGUUCAAAGAGUGGAUAACUUUAUCCAGUGGAAAGGCCUAUUCAGUGGAUAAAUCCGCUAUCCACUGGAUGAUAACAAGCAGUUGCACAAAACACGGAUAGCCUUGCGUACAACUAUCCGAGUGGAUAGCACUAUCCUUCAGUUUCGAACAACCAAGAUGGCGCGAGUGGAUAGUGGUUUAUCCGCUGGAUAGGAUUCAUCCGCUCUUUGAACAACGGGGACCUGAACUGCAAUUUUGGUCUAAAAAUUCUAGUGCCAGGAUAUAGAGUUGAGGAAACACGUGUUGUAAAUGAUUUGGAGGGUUCGUUCUUUAUAGGUUAAUGUUAUUGGUUAAUUUUAAAAAGUGCUUUAUUCAAUAAAAAUCAGAGCAAAACAGCCAAUAUAAAUCAAAAGUUGUUAAACAUUUCACUUAUCACUUCAUAUCCCCUAUGGGUAUAAGCCAUUUUUUACUAAAUUUACAGUCAAUCUGUCUCAAAGACAAACAAACACCUACUAAAAUGAAGCGAUGUUCUUCUUAAUUAAAUUAAGGAGGGGCUGGCAUCGCCCCCAGUUGUAAUUACAGUGCAAAGAAAAAAUUGUUUCAGGAGGUGUGACUGAUUAAAAUUAAAUAGAAGCCCAUGAGUAGAUCUAAUGAAUCCGCAACACGACACAACGGGCAUUAAAAAUAUUGAAAAGUGGCUGUAAGUUACUCUUUGUUUGGUAAGAAGUCUUCUCUUGAAAUGUAUUGUUUCUUAUGCUUCCUCGGUUAAAAUAACUUCGUAAUUCGUAAUUUUUGUCCUUUUUGCCCCAUGUGUUUCUAUGACCUCGAUAGAUUUCGUGUUGUGUUUUUACUCUUUUAAAAAUUUAUUAUUUAAGUUAAAAUUAAUGUUAUUAGCAUUCUUCUUAUAAGUUGUUUGAAGUAAUACGCAUUCCAUUUUUUCAAUCAUUCCGUAUUUCAUCAGAGGCUCAAGCAAAUCCAUCCCCAAUACCCCCGCCCCUUCCCCCACCGCGCUCAAGUUUUCAGUUGGAUGAAUUGUUCCCAUUAUUAAAGUCCUGAUUAAAUUUUCUGAAUUCAGUUGGAUAAUAUGCCUACAGAAUAUUUAUGAGUCUUUUAAGUGCCUUUACCUCAUUUAUUCCCUACCCUCUUUUUAGUCUGUGAAGAAUCUUCGAGGGAUCGGUGGAAUCAUGUUAUGGGACGUGUCGUGGGACCAAAACAACGUCAUUAAUGGUCAGCGGUAUUCAGAGUAUGCUUUCAAAGAACUCGGAGACGUGACAGUACCUCCAACUCAGGCCCCUCCUCCAUCGGUUACCACCCAGGCUCCUCCUCCGCCAGUCACCACUGAAGCUCCCCUUCCGCAAGUUACAACGCAAGCCCCUCGUCCACCAACAACAUCUGGUAAGCAGAACAUUGCUUCACGGGGACACAAGUGUUCACAAGCAAAGUUCUCCCAGUGUCAUUGCACUCUUAGCUCAGUUGGGCGGAGCUCAGCACCUUGUUACAGUUCUUUUUUUUUUCUUUUUUUUUUCAUCUUCUUAUUCCAAUUAACUAAUUUACUUCCAUAGCAUAACUGCAAUAAUUAUAAGAGAAUUGUACGAUGACAUCAUUUGACCACAAUGGGGUCUUUGUGUGUGGGUGUCACUUGGUACAAAAUCGCCAGGCUGGGAUACAAGGAACGUUUUAUGGGCUACAUGGCUACAGGAAGCUAAUAAAAUCCUGAACAGUUACUCUCGAUGCUAGGCCAAUUCCAGAAGGUUUUGAAUUCUCCAUUUUUAACAGGGCAGAAAACGUUUUCUGGCCAACCAGAAGCGAAGAUUUCAAAUACGUCUGGGACCCAAAGGACACUUUCCAUUUCUUACUGUUCACUUUGCCUACAAUGAUUUUGCUUGAACUUAUCGAUCUCCACGGAUGUGAAUCGGUGGACGUCAACUUAACUGCACCUGCAUGCUUACACUCACUCCUUUCAAAUCAGUACAGACAUAUAGUCCAAAUGAACUUAACUGGGAUAAAAACCCCAACUGCCAGAAGGCAAUCAGUUAGGUAUUUAGCAUGGUUGAGGAGUUGAACUAGGGAUUGCUGAGAACAAAUUCCCCCCUCCAGAAACUGUAAAGCAAAUGGGCACAAGCCUUCGGUGCAACGAUUUUGGAGAUCGCUUGUGUUAAUGAUUACUUUGAAUACCAUCGGCCAAUCAUAACUAACGUUUGUCCACCCAGACGAUCCCAAAAUGCCUGUGCCCAUUCCCCUUAUGCUUUCUGGAGUAGGAAAUUUCCUAAGUGGUCAGGGUGGGACUCGAAACCCAGUACCGCUUGAUUACGGAUUGCUAGUCCAACGCGCUGACCGGCACUCGGUCACGCUGCCGGAGCUAUCUCAUAUCAUCUUCUUUAAUUUCCUAGGUUCAUUCUCUUGUGCAUCCUCCGUAGACGGACUUUACCCUCAUCCCUCUGAUUGCUCCAAGUUCAUACAGUGUCAUGGAGGUCAGGAAUCCCAGAUCAGCUGUCCAUCAGGACUUCUGUUCAACCCAAAAAUCAAGGCUUGCGAUUGGCCAGCGAAUGUGCAAUGUGCAUGAUCUAUUUGCUUAAACAGUAAAUCGAAUAGCUAGCAUACAGAAACAAGUGGAUUUGCCAAACUGAAUAAAAAC